ACACAGCGAGAUUGGACGAAUCUAACUGGAUUACGCUGCCCGUGUCGCGAUUAAAAUGAAAAAGAAGUGACAUUCGACCCCGCGGCCGUCUUUAGGAAAUGAGCAUGGGUUCAUGACAUUCGCGCGGUCACGAGACGAGCUGACAACACUGCCUGACAUGUGAGACAUCAGGACGAAUACAACAACAGUGCGCUUGUGCGGCUGUCUCCGCCACCUUCUGUUUAUACUCGCUCUGUCGAUGCACAUUCUGCAUUUGCUGGAGGCAAUAUGAAGAAGUUUAAUAUCAGGAAGGUGUUGGACGGCUUGACUGCGGCGUCCUCUUCCUCCUCCGCUGCUGCCGCGUCCCUUCAGUCGGGAAACCGGGAGAAUGACUUGAUUCAGGAGACCCUGCAGUCAGAGCAUUUCCAGCUCUGCAAGACAGUGCGACAUGGCUUUCCCUAUCAACCCUCCUCCAUGGCUUUUGACCCUGUGCAGAAAAUCUUGGCUAUUGGCACACAGAGUGGAGCCCUGAGACUAUUCGGUCGAGCAGGAGUGGAGUGUUUCUGCCAGCAUGAGAGCGGAUCGGCUGUCAUCCAGCUGGAGUUUCUUGUCAAUGAAGGGGCGCUGGUUAGCGCUUUGGCAGAUGACAGUAUUCAUUUGUGGAAUCUGAGGCAAAAACUUCCAGCCAUCCUUCAUUCUCUUAAAUUUAAUCGGGAGAGGAUCACGUUUUGCCAUUUGCCGUUUCAGAGUAAAUGGCUGUACGUUGGCACGGAAAGAGGGAACAUUCACAUUGUCAAUGUGGAGUCCUUCACCCUCUCAGGCUAUGUGAUCAUGUGGAACAAAGCCAUUGAACUUUCCUCAAAGACUCACCCUGGACCUGUAGUUCAUAUCAGCGAUAACCCUAUGGACGAAGGGAAACUUUUAAUUGGUUUUGAGUGUGGCAUAGUUGUGCUGUGGGACUUGAAAUCGAAGAAAGCUGACUAUCGGUACAGCUAUGAUGAGGCGAUCCACUCUGUGGCUUGGCAUCACGAGGGCAAACAGUUUGUGUGCAGUCACUCGGAUGGCACGCUUACCACAUGGAAUAUACGCGCUCCUGCCAAGCCUGCCCAGAUCAUUACGCCACAUGGUAAACAGCCUAAGGAUGGAAAGAAGCCGGAGCCAUGCAAACCCAUCCUGAAAGUGGAGUACAAAACUACCAGGGCAGGGGACCCAUUCAUGAUACUGUGUGGAGGUUUGUCAUAUGAUACAGUGGGUAGGCGACCCUGUCUGACUGUGAUGCAUGGGAAAAGCACUGCAGUGCUGGAGAUGGACUACCCCAUAGUGGAUUUCCUUACGCUGUGUGAAACCCCAUAUCCAAACGAUUUCCAGGAGCCUUAUGCGGUUGUUGUCCUGCUGGAGAAGGAUUUGGUUCUCAUUGACCUUGCACAAAUUGGGUAUCCGAUCUUUGAGAAUCCUUAUCCUCUGUCCAUCCACGAGUCUCCGGUGACCUGCUGCGAAUAUUUUGCGGACUGUCCAGCGGAAGUCAUUCCUGCACUUUACUCAGAGGGCUCCCGACAGAAGAGACAAGGGUUCAGUAAGAAGGAAUGGCCCAUAAGUGGAGGUAACUGGGGCCAGGGAACACUAAGUUUCUCAGAGAUGAUCAUCACUGGGCAUGCUGAUGGAUCGAUCAAGUUUUGGGAUGCCUCAGCAUUAAUGCUGCAGGUUUUGUAUAAGCUGAAAACAGCGAAGGUGUUUGAGAAGCCCCGCAGUAAAGAGGAGAAAUCCAGCACUGAAAUUGUGGAUGAAGAUCCGUUCGCCAUCCAGAUUCUGUCCUGGUGUCCAGAGAGCCGUGUGCUCUGUGUGGCUGGAGUCUCAGCUCAUGUCAUAGUGUACAGGUUCAGCAAACAGGAAGUCACCACUGAAGUUGUUCAGCUCCUGGAGGUGCGUAUGCAGUGUGAGCUGAAUGAAGUGGAGUCUCCCGAGUGCGGAGGUGAGCAGGCGUCGGCUGUGUCCACCCCAGGAACCUCAUCCAGCCCUCAGACCAGCCUGCCUCAGUCCCACCCUUCCAGCAGCAGCAACAACUCAUCUGACGGCCUGCGAGAUAACGUGCCCUGUCUCAAGGUCAGGAGUUCUCCUCUCAAACAGUCUCCGGGUUACCAGGUGGAGCUGCUCAUUCAGCUGGUGUGGGUCAGCGGGGAGCCACCACAACAGAUCACCAGCCUUACCGUCAACUCUGCAUAUGGCCUAGUUGCUUUUGGCAGUGGUAACGGACUUGCAGUGGUUGAUUACCUUCAGAAAACUCUCCUUGUGAACGUGAGCAACGCUGAGCUGUAUGGCUCAACAGAUCCUCACCACAGACAACCACACUCACCCCGCAAAACCAGACAGCCCUCGGCAGACACUCUGCAUAAGAAGUCUUGCAUGUCCGGCCUCUCUAACUUUUAUUCUGAAUCUGUGAAAAAGCUUCGUUCUUCUUACCUCAGUCUUUGUGAUGGUAAUGAUGCAUCAGCCACACCAGAGGAGAGAUGCAAAUCACCAACUUCAGGCUCCGGUUCACCGUGCAAUUCUGAUGAAGACAGCAAACAAACGUUCAUUGACAAGGUGAAGUCCAAAAGCAGGAGGAUAUCCAAGACUGUUGCCAAUGACUUUGCUAAGAUAUCCCGGAAAAUUAACAUGAUUGCUGAUCAUAAAGAUGACGCCAGGGAUAACUCGUUCAGCCGCUCACGCAGCUCCAGUGUGGCCAGCAUUGACAGAGAGUCACGUGAGGUCAUUUCCUCCUUCUAUUUUUGUGACUGGCUGUCCAAGAAGAGUGAGACUGUGGCAGUGCCCAGCUUGUGGGUGGGCACCUCAUUGGGUAGCAUGCUGGCCAUCGCCCUAACUGUGCCCUCCACACCAGAGCAGAGGAUGCAACAGCCUGUGGGCGUCUCUUUCUGUGGUCCUGUUGUGCGCUUGAAGGGAGGCAUUUUGCGUAUGGCCCAGCUGGAUGCCAGCGGGAUCCUUCUGCCCCACGUUUACGAGUCCUGGUAUGAGCCCAACGCCCCUGAGGAGGAGAGAGAACAGCCUCGGAGACACCGGCUCACCUCGCCUCCUUCUCAGGAGAACCCGGACUGUCAGUACGCUGUGGUCUGCUCAGAGAAACAGGCUAAGGUGGUGGCACUGCCCUCCCAAAACUGUGUCUAUGAACACAACAUCACAGAGACCUCCUUCGUACUUAGAGCUGACGUGGUGACAAUGACCACAGGGGUCGCCAUCGCCUGUUUCUGUGCCAAUGGCCACAUUAUGACCCUCAGUUUGCCCAGCCUGCGGCCACUGCUGGAUGUAAACUACCUUCCCCUGACGGACAUGAGGAUAGCCAGAACCUUCUGUUUCUCAAACCAAGGCCAAGCCCUGUACCUCACAUCGCCCACUGAGAUCCAAAGAAUCACCUAUAGCCAGGAAACCUAUGAUAACCUGCAGGAGAUGCUUGGAGAGCUGUUUACUCCAGUGGAGACACCAGAGGCUCCAAACCGAGGCUUCUUCAAGGGCUUAUUUGGAGGCGGGGCUCAGUCCUUAGACAGAGAGGACCUGUUCGGAGAGGUGGCUGCUGGUAAGGCCUCACGCAGCCUGGCGCAGCACAUACCGGGUCCAGGUGGUAUGGAGGGCAUGAAGGGGGCUGCGUCCGGUGUGGUGGGAGAACUGGCACGGGCGAGGAUAGCUCUGGACGAGAGAGGACAGAAACUAGGCGAGCUGGAGGAGAGGACAGCAGCCAUGAUGGCCAGCGCAGACUCCUUCUCUAAACACGCGCAUGAUAUAAUGCUGAAAUGCAAGGACAAGAAAUGGUACCAGCUCUGAGGUCAGCACACCUUCCUAUCAAGACCGCAGAUCCAUCAUCUCUCCUCCGUCUCUUCCUUCUCUUCCUGUAUCUUCCUGUAUCUUUCUCUUUCUGUGAUGUCCAGAGACUGCCACUCUCGCUCAGCACAACGUCACGUGGCAUUACCUCGAGCUGCGGAGGGACAGAGGAGACAGGAGGGGAAGGAACAGGACAGGAGAAACGCAUCAGGGUGGGAUUUCCUUCCCUUCUCAGAGGCAGUUGAGUUCCCUCUCCUGAAAACAAAGCUGUGGAUCUUGUCCUGCGAGAGGAGGCCCUUCACCGGUGCUGCCCCCUGUCUUAUACCUUCAUCUGCCAUGCUGUCAUUUUCACUGCCAUUCUGUCUGCAAAGAAACUACAGAAAGGACAUUUUGGGAAAUGAAUGAAAUGGGUCAGAAGGACAUAGAGCUGACAAAAGAAGGUCUAACAUCUGCAGCAUUGCCAAGCUUAAUGCUUCUGAUAAUCUGUCACUAGAGCAAGAAUAGGUUGCAUGUCUAGUGAUAUAAUUUAGGAAAUUAGUUAUUUUUCUUGUUUUUGGAAUUGGGAUGAAUCUCAUCUUAGUAAUGUUUCACCCCAAAAUCAAUAUUUUGCAUAAAGAAAACCUAUUUUUAGGAGGCAGGUGUGUUCUUUAAGCGAAAUAUUACAUUGAUUUUGAUUUUAGGUUGAAGCAUAACUAGAUUUCAUGAGAUUCACCUAGUAAUCAUGUUAGCUGUGGAAAAGGCCAGAUUGUCUUACAUAAAGUUCAAUGAAGUACCAUUUAAUUUCACCUCUAAAGGGCUGGAAGUUGCUGUAUUUACCACAUAUCAUGUGAUUAUUUUGCCAUUUGAAAUUGGAGACAGGCCUGGGCAGCGAAGCUGAUCUGAUCAUGCAUCAUUUUGUUGUUUCGUCUAAAGGACGUAUUGGUUUACACUGAUCAGGUCUCAAAAGAGCUUUUACGGAAGAGCUCUGACUUUGAUGUACUCUAUACGCUGUGUUGACACUGGAGAAAGAUGUUCAUUUUAAAUAUAUAUAAAUAUAUAUAUAUUUGUGUUGGUGAAUCUCAAGAAAAAAAAAAUGUCUGGCUCAUAUUUAACACCAAUAUCAAAAUCAUUUAUUUAAAUUUCAAAAGUACAAA
Messenger RNA from Cyprinus carpio (common carp), 4919 nucleotides. It is a transcript of the gene stxbp5b, whose product is annotated as syntaxin binding protein 5b (tomosyn). Lineage: Eukaryota; Metazoa; Chordata; Actinopteri; Cypriniformes; Cyprinidae. Gene Ontology annotation, biological process: regulation of exocytosis; regulation of protein secretion. Gene Ontology annotation, molecular function: GTPase activator activity; syntaxin binding; myosin II binding. The record is from RefSeq and is a predicted model, not a curated record. Gene Ontology annotation, cellular component: cytoplasm; SNARE complex; plasma membrane.